This is a messenger RNA of Lingula anatina, 4419 nucleotides long. RefSeq lists its product as uncharacterized. NCBI's taxonomy places the organism in Eukaryota, Metazoa, Brachiopoda, Lingulata, Lingulida, Lingulidae. Gene Ontology annotation, cellular component: nucleus. The record is from RefSeq and is a predicted model, not a curated record.
GUUUUUCCCCAGCAUCCUCUUGAGCGGAGAAUUUAAAAAUGGUGGCGAGGCGACAGGUGCGCUUUUUGUAAACACUGGGAUUGUCAAAGUGUUUGUAGUGAUCACAAGUGUCCAAAAAUCUGGUCAGACAUGGAGGAUAAAGAGAAUGAUGCUGACUUUGAUGAGUUGUUCCAAAAAGUUGGCGAAAAACUUGGACUGCUGAAGCUUGAUAAUCUAGAUGUAGCCAUUGAGGAGUUGGAACAAAAGGUGAAAUCAAAGAAAAAAGUAAAAGCUUCUACAAAGAAAACAAGAAAGAGUAAGAAAUCUGGAAGCGCUAGCACUGAAAUAGCCAGUCAGAGCUCUGCCAACCAUUCAUCUAAUUCAGAAGCCCCUCCCAAUAGGGACAAAGAACUAAAUGGGGACAAGAACAGAAAUCCUAAGAAGACUUCGUGUAAGGCCAAAAAAGACCUCAGAGGGGAAAAUGAAAAUGUUUUAUCUGAGAAAGAGGAAAAAUACCAAGACAUAUCUCCAGUAGACCAUUACAUAAGAGUGAAUGACAAGUUAAAAAGUAGUGUAAAGAGCACAAGGGCAAAAUUUGAUGUGCAAGAAACAAGACCAUUUCUUGUCAGUUCUUUUCAGGAUGCUAGUGAUGAAUGUAUUCCAGCAUCUUUUGAUCCCAAAGUAGAAAUUUCCUCAAAAUGUGUGGAAGAUAGCAUAAGCUCAGAAACUGGAUGCUCCAAAUCUGAUGUCAGUAACAAGAGCAAUCAUUCCUCAAUGAACAGCGAAACUGAAAGUACCACGCAGAAAUUAUGGAUUAAAUCUGAAGAAACUUCUCUGACCUCAGAUGGUGAAAGCUUUGGACCAGAUAUCAGUGAUAAGAACAUUCAAGCAUCCUUAAAUUCUGAAGUUGAAAGUUGUACAACCGACCAUAGUAACAACACUGAUCAAAAUGUUUUGAACUCUGAAAGUGAAACUUCUGCACAUUGUGACAUUGCCAGUAACAGUGCCAUCCAAGCACCCCAGGAUAGUGAAGAAAAUGACCUCCAUUGGUCAAGUGAAACUAAAGGCCAGAACAGUAAGACUGGAAGUUCUCUGUGUGAUACUAGCAAUAAGAACAUACAGGCAUCUUUGACCUCUGAAGGUCACAGCUGUACACACGAUUCCAGCAACAGCUGUGAUGGAUUGUCUUUGAAUGCUGAAGAUGAAAAAAUUAGCGUCAGUAAUGUUGUUGGAAAAGAAGAACCUCUUGUUUCUGGUUUAAAUGAUGAUCUAAGUAGUCACAAUGAUAAAAAUAGCUCUGAGUCUUCAAUUUCAGCACAGGAAUUAUCUAUAGAAGACAAAAGUCUACAGGUGUCUUUGAACUCAACACAGAGUGAUCUCAGUGAAAAACAGGAAACUGAAAUGGCAGAUGGCGAUCUGCCUGCAUCCGUCCAUUCAGAGCUUGGAUUUGUAACUGCUGAUUCACUAACAUCAGCAGAUUCUGUUGGAAAUGAGAGCAAGCAGAAACAGGUUUCUGUAGAAGAUGAAGCACCUUCUGAACUUUGUGCAGCCAAGACCCCACUGUCUGCCAUAACUGAAAUCACUUCAAUUGAUAAUCAAAAUUCUUCAACUAACGGUGAGAAAUGUCAGGCCCUAUAUGACUCCAUUAUACCCACAGAUUUGUCAGAGACCCCUGAACUUGUAGCCAGUGGAUCCUCUUCUAAUGAGAGCUUUGAUAAUUCAGAACCAGUAGAUCCAAAUGUUAAGCUUUCUUCCACUGUCAGAGACUCUACGUCCAGUGUGGAAGGGUCAUUAAACUUGAGCCCUAUUGACCAUCAAUCAGAUGACCAGUCUGGGAAUUGUAAAGAUGAAAAAGAUCAAGCACAGGGGGAAAGUCUGGAUGACAUGUUCAGUCAGAUGGCUUCCAAGUUGGGCUGGUUAGCUGAUGGAGAUUUAGACUCUGCAAUACAAGAGCUUGAAGCAAAAGUAAGAGGUAAAAAAUGCAGCAAGUUAACAACAAAGAAAAAAGGAAACAAAAGCAAAUCAAAAAGUACUAGUUUGAAGGAGUCCAUGAACUCAGCCAAUCAGGACACCACUUCACAGUCAUGUGACUUCAAAGCUCCUUCCACUGUGCAGGAUAAAAGAUCAAAGAAAUCCAAAAAGGCCACCUCUGCAAAGACUACAGGGAAAGUGCACAAGCUAAGAAAAAGAACAAAGAAGGAAGAAGAACACUCUGAGUUGCCUUUGGCAUGUCAACUUUUUCCACAAUCCAAGAAAAUUGCUGUUGAUGAUGAAGAGGAUGUCAAGAUGGAGUUGGAUUCCACAGAAAAUGGACCCCAUGCUUCAGAGAGUCAAGGAAAUAGAGCCACUUUGGAAUCAACUUGCAAAACAGACAAAAGCCUCCAGGUGUCCUUGUGCUCUGAAAAUGAAAGAGGAAAUUCUUCAGAGGAUUCCAGUAUCAAUUGUAUACCAGAUACCCUACAGCCUAAAAAUGACAGAGCUAGAUCUGUUCAGGACCAAAGUGAAGACUUUAUACCAGAUUCCUUGGCCCCUAAAGAAGAGGGUACAACCUCCCUCCUGAGUACCAGUAAAGAGAUGGUACCUGACACCUUACAGUCAAAGAAUGGGAGUUUCACCAUACCAGGUGAUUCCAGUGCCAAGUUUGUCCAAGAUUCCUUCUGCUCAGAAGACGUGGAUUCUUCUAAAAUCAAUAAUGACAUGGGUGUUCAAGAAUCACUUGACUUAGAGCAUAUCAUUUCCUCAGAUGAUGGAAACCAGAAAUAUAAACUAGAUUUGAACAGGUAUAACCCAAAUGAAAGUUCCCACCAUGACAGUGACACCCAAGAUGCUGGCAAAAUUCCUGAAUCAUCCACAAAAUCAAGUGAUAAACUCGACUUUAAUGGAGUGGACAUGGGGCAACACCUUGCCUCACACUUUAAUCGCAGAAAGCCUCGCGUAUCAGUGUACCAUGAUGCCCUGGAUGUGGUCCCACCAACGUACAGUUCAGAGGCAAGUAGCAAUGAGGAGAACACAUUUCAGGAUGCCUUUGACACUGUGACAGGGGACCCAGAAAAAGGGCAUGGUGACAGUGAGACAAAUGGCAUGAAACAAGAGAAUGACAACUGUGUAACAGAUGACAAGGGACUCGAUAAUGAAAAUAGUGUGACAGAUGACAAGGAAUGGGAGAAUGACGAUAAAGGCAGUAGAAACACAAUUCUGGAGAUUUCUCCAAAUGAAUUUGUAGGAUCUACAUCUGGGAAAGCAGUGAAAUUGGACCUAAAUCGGCUAAAAGGUGGUCAACAGAAAAGAAAUCUGGGUCAUGUAUCCGAUGUUUCAAGUGACAAUUCCAGCCCAUGUGAAAAGUCUGUGUCGUCCAUAAGUGACAGUUUUGAGAAUUUGAAAAUACCAAAGAGAGAUAAAGAGAAGGUUAGACCCCAUGAAGCAUUAAACCCUCAUUUGAAGAAGAAGCAAUCCAAAUAUAACAAGAUUUCCGAUGAUAGCGACACUGGAAUGGUGCUUACUGAUGACGAAAGUGACAACAAUUUAGAUGAUGUUAGUAGUGGUGUGGAUAGAAUCAGUGGACUUGAUAAUAAUGAAAAUAAUGUUGACGGUGAACAGAAUGAAUUUCAAGAUGCAGUUCAUAUGGACAGCCGGAAAGAGGAGUUGAAACAUGUUGAAGAAAAAGCAUCAUCUAAGGCUGAUGAUUUAAGUGAUCUCUCAGAGUCUGACCUCUCCUCAGUUUCUCUUCAAGAACCAACUACCAACAAGAUCACCUCUGUUACUCAAAAUUCUACUCAAGAUACCCCAAAGUGUGCAGUAAGGGCAAGGAGAUCCAGGACUGUACAUCAUGACAGUGCCUCCAGUGAUGAUGAAGCAUUAGAAUCAUUCUUUUCAAAGAUGAAAACCCCAGUUAAGCCAAAACAUGUAUCUCAGGCUAGUUUGGAAGAGUUUAUCAUCUCAGAUUCAGACAUGAGUAGGGACUCUGAUGAUAGCACUUUCUACAAUUACACUGACAGCUUGCUGAAUCGUAUCACCAGCAGAAGCACUGGGAAAGGAAAGAGGAAGACAACAUCAAAGGUUUCUGAAGACCUGGAGGUUUUCAAGACUCCAUUAUCAGAUGUUACCUCUGGCAUUCAGAAUAAAUCCUCUCCACAAUCAGAGGGAUCUGAGGAUGUUUUCAAAACUCCCAGUGUGAUACCGAGAAAGCCCAAAAUUUUAGCAAAGACAAGCUUCAUUCCAAGAACCCUACAACAGUCAACAGAAGCCAAGAUCAGGCCACAGUCCACUGAUGGUCAGCCGAGACACCUGAGCUUCCUAAAGUCUCUGUCACCAGAUGUCGCUGAACACAAGAGGGACCCUGAAGCCAGGAAGUUUGUUAGUAAUUUCCAGCUGCAAAAGAAGUCUCUCACCACCAUGUUAUACAAGCUGUAUAACAGUACAGUGUUUGAAGAUAAGAACUGA